Cydia splendana is the source of this 1360-nucleotide messenger RNA. RefSeq names its product potassium/sodium hyperpolarization-activated cyclic nucleotide-gated channel 3-like. NCBI's taxonomy places the organism in Eukaryota, Metazoa, Arthropoda, Insecta, Lepidoptera, Tortricidae. Gene Ontology annotation, cellular component: HCN channel complex. Gene Ontology annotation, molecular function: voltage-gated potassium channel activity. The transcript has 10 exons. Gene Ontology annotation, biological process: potassium ion transmembrane transport; regulation of membrane depolarization; sodium ion transmembrane transport. Bases 32 to 1354 code for a protein of 440 amino acids. The record is from RefSeq and is a predicted model, not a curated record.
GUUGUUGACAUAAUAUUCAGGGUCUGAGAGUAUGCUUAUCAAAAAACCGAACGCGAGCUGGCGUAGUCGCGUGUGCAGAGAGGUACACAAGCAGUUUUUGAUAUCCGAACGCCACCCACUCAUCUCUGAUUAUUUACGGAGCUACCUCGCUCUGCUGGAAGAGCGCAGGCGUUACUUUCUGGAAGGCAGGAGUGUCAUCCAUCCGCUUAAUCCUUUCAACAUGUUAUAUCUUGAAGACUGCGACGUAAUUCUCAUGGGUAUCCAAAUUAUAUGCCUAAUCGACAUAAUAAUAUGUUUUAACAUCGGUAUUUUGAAGAGCGAAUCAGCGUUGAUUGUACUUGACCGUAGAAGAAUUGCGAGGGCAUACAUUUUUAGCUACUUAUUACCAGAUCUGAUAUCAUCCAUUCCGGUUUCCUACGUUUUGCUUAUGAUAAGAAAAAGGGGGCGCAAGGAUAUGUUGAUCCCAGACUUCCUACCUUUAGUUCGGGGCGUGCGGAUAUUCACUAUUCUGAAUGACCUUAGGACUCUCAUACAGGUGCGCUAUAAAGAUCCAUUUUCCGGGCAUGUUCCAAAGGGAUUCACGGGGUUCCUCGAUACACUCAACGUUUCGCGUGCUUUCUAUGACGUCUCGAGCAAGGAACGCUACAUAAAAGCCAUGUUUGUAGCUGCGUCUGCGUUUUGUAGUACUGGGUUCAACAUGUUCAAGACCUAUUAUGAGACCGAGAUAGUAGUCAACUCAUUUAUAAUGUUAUUGGGAGCCAUGUUCAAGAUGUACUCAAUUGUGUACUGGCUGAAAACGUACAUGACCGUGUACAACUCGACUUUGCGGUACCAGGAGUUAGCGGAUCAAGUUGAGAAAUUCAUGAGUCACCACCAGUUUCCUGGGCCACUAAUGAGGCGUUUGCGUGACUACUACGAAUAUCGCUUCCAAGACCACUAUUAUAAGGACUCAGUAGCUCUCGGCUACCUCUCAGGUGCGUCCGUCGUGACUGAUCGUACACAACUUCGGGAUGAGAUACGUCUCAAUACUUACCAGAUUUUGGUGGACAAAGUGGCGGUCCUUCAGAAUCUUCCGCCGGCAUUCUUGGGCAGAGUCAUGGGCUAUCUUGAACAUGAGAUAUUCUUACCUGACGACCUUGUCUACCAUGUUGGGGACUUAUGCAAGCACGUGUACUUCAUUUGCACGGGGACCCUGGCUCUUUAUACCGUGAAAGGAGUUGAGGCAAUGCACUUUGAAGACGGCGACUUUGUCGGCGGGGUGUCGCUGCUGACGUUGAGCACCAGGCGCGUCACUACACUGGUAGCCAUUGAAAUCACGCACACCUAUCGACUGAGCUUCGAGCAUAUGAGGUGAUUACUG